UGUGCUGAAGCCUGGUGCGUUUCCACUUUUCUCGAAAGUUGGAGAUCUUACUUGCAGAUAGAACCGUCAAUCACUCCAUCGUCAUCCGGUAGUUCCGGCAUGGACCAAAUGCCCAAGGAACCGUUUGGGGGCGUCUUCAUUCGGAGGCAGAGCAGCAAUGCGUACGGAUGGGCAGACUUGGCGCUAAACGAUGUGUUCCCGUUCCCAGCAGAGCUAGUUCUUCCGGGUAACGUGGAGGCUCUGCUCAACAAGCUGGAGAAGCGUCGGCAUUGGAAAGACGAUAUUCCGAGCUCCGGCGCGUCCUCCAUGGACUCGGACGAUCUAAGAGCUCUCUGUAAGGGAUACGAUUUGGAAAAUUACUUCAACGGUUGCGAGGCACCCAAGGUUGCCGACGUUCCGAAGUCGAAGCUGAUGGAGAUGGCCGAUGUGGGGCAACUUGCUUUUCGCACAUGGGACUCACAUGUUCUUGCGAGCGGCAGGGAGCACAUCGUUGUCGCGAGGCUGUUCGCUCCUCUAUUGGAGUAUAUGCUUUCGAAAAAGAAGGAAAAACCAGAGAGAGUUCUCUUGGAUAUGAAGUUCGGCUUGAAACCGUGGCCGUUUCAAGCGGGAGUGCCUGUCCAGGUCGAUGCCGAGGAAACAUUUCGCAAGUACAAACCCAAGAGCGACGUCUCGUGGUGGAGGGACGAGCAUGUCCUGCUUUUGGGGGAAAUUCAGUCUGGAAACGGCGACAACGAUUAUAUCGGCGCACUUUGCGAGGGAGCAUAUCAGGUGCGCCUUGCAAAUGCAGGUGCAAACGCAAACGCUCUUGAUGAGAGCGCUGUCGUUGUCACCUUCCAUGUGUCAGCAACCAGCACAAUGAGACUCUACUAUCUCUUCCAAAUAGACCCUGCGAACGUCCAUUCGCAUGUCAAAUAUGAGGAGAAGAGAUUCAACCUGAACUUUCUAUCCGAAUGCCAGGCUUUCAUGCAAGUCCUUAACAACUAUGUCGACCUCUUGAUCGACGAGAACAAGCCUUCGGGCACGAUACCUGAAAAGUUCUUUGCUGGUGUCCGGAACCUUCAGUCAGUGUCGACGAAACGUCUCAAUGAGGACCAAGAUCAUGUGCAAGGUCCCCAAAAGCAGAAGAAGGCAGGUGGCGGCCAGAACCCUCCACCCGCUGGCGGCUCGGGAGGUAACCAGGACCAGGACUUUACGACCGAGCAGUAUGUUUUGGUGCCGUCUUUCGAUUUCGGCACACACGGGAGACCAAGAUCCAUCUUUCCGAUUCGGAAGAUUUCGGACCCCAGCGGUACGCUAUAUGUCGCGAAGCAGCUUCGCUGCAAGGAGGAGCUGCGCUGCAAGGAGGAGCUGCGCCUCCUCGAGAAGCUCAAUUCCUUCAUCCCUGGCUCUGAGCAUAUCUUCCAGUUGAUCGACUCGAUAGACGCGAGUGUGGGCAAAUGCAUCGUUCUCCCGAUGCGACAGCCCGUCUGGAGGGAACUGUACUCUGAAACGUUUACCUCCGGCGUCCUGAAAACCCAGCUUCACAAGCUGACCGUCGGUCUCGCGAAGGGCGUCACAUUCCUGCACGAUCAUUUGAUCGCCCAUCUCGACAUCAAACAAGGCAACAUGGUCCUCACCAACGAGCUCUGUCUUCAGAUCAUUGAUUUCGACGUCGCCGUUGAAGUCUCGUGCGACUAUCCCGUAUGCACAGACUACGUUGGAACCUUUCCUUGGAUGGCUCCGGAAAUUGAACGUGAAGACGACGACGAAGAGGAAGCAGAAGAGGACAAGCACCCAGCAAGGCCGCAUAAUCCCUUUCUUGCUGAUAGGUACUCGUGCGGCCAAAGCUUCCUGACGUUCCUUCUUUUCGACUUUGAGCCUGUCCCUGGUCUCAAAGAGUACGCGAGACGGUUGAUGGACCCAUCCCCGCAGCUUCGGCCCUCUCUUCGCGAGUGGUACGAAUCCGAUACCGUCGAGGCUCAGCCGAAAGCGGAAGCUGUUCACGCAACACCGGGCCAAAGCAAUGCCGCGGAACAUAUGGCUAUCCAUGUUGCCACGUCGGAGCUCAAAGUCAACCCCGUGGGCUUGUGUGUCGACGGUGACACAUCUGAUCUCGACUCGUCGAGCGCGAGUUCAUCAUCUGAUCUCGACUUGUCGAGCGCAAGCUCAUCGCCUGAGAUGCCGUCGUCUCAAGAGGAUCAUGCCUUUGAGCCGGCGUCAGUCAACAACAAAGCCCAGGUUUCUGCAUACGCUCCCGUGUCCAAGCUGAUUGCCUAUGGUCGGGGGGUGAAGAGAAGUGCCGAUGCUCAGGAUGGGGAUGGUCACGAAUGGGACGGUCACCCCUUCAAGAAUCGGCGUGUGAUGAAAAUCAGUGGUUGAUUGUCUAUGGUAUGAAUCCAGAGCGUCGCGGUUGCAAACUUGCAAGAUUGCAUCGCUGUGUUGUAUUUCUCUUCAACGAAUCGUACUUUGAUUUGCGACACUGUACUCGUUAACGCCCAAUUCAUCA
This is a messenger RNA of Laetiporus sulphureus 93-53, 2485 nucleotides long. Its product is annotated as kinase-like protein. NCBI's taxonomy places the organism in Eukaryota, Fungi, Basidiomycota, Agaricomycetes, Polyporales, Laetiporaceae. Gene Ontology annotation, molecular function: protein serine/threonine kinase activity; ATP binding. The transcript is spliced from 6 exons. Gene Ontology annotation, biological process: protein phosphorylation; intracellular signal transduction. The coding region runs from base 100 to 2358 and encodes 752 amino acids. The record is from RefSeq and is a predicted model, not a curated record.